Molecule: messenger RNA, 5019 nt
Organism: Nematolebias whitei (Rio pearlfish)
Lineage: Eukaryota; Metazoa; Chordata; Actinopteri; Cyprinodontiformes; Rivulidae
Product: homeodomain-interacting protein kinase 1
Exons: 18
Coding region: 353-3760 (1135 amino acids)
Biological process (GO): smoothened signaling pathway; intrinsic apoptotic signaling pathway in response to DNA damage by p53 class mediator; peptidyl-serine phosphorylation
Cellular component (GO): PML body; nucleus; cytoplasm
Molecular function (GO): protein tyrosine kinase activity; protein serine/threonine kinase activity; ATP binding
Source: RefSeq, a predicted model, not a curated record
GACGUAAGACUCGCAGCUGAUAUAAGGACGUGGUUAGUUCCGGAGAAAAGUGCUUUUCUGUCUUCUACAGGAGACGGUUUUAGAAAUGGAUUCCAUACUCUUUUAAUUUUAACUUGUACGUAUUUUGGAAUUAGACAUUUUAAGUGUAGUAUUAAGAUGAAACUUUUGUAUAUUUUUCUCUGGGAACUCGGCGCUGUUAUGCGGACAAAGUCACCGUCGACUGAAGAAACAAUGCGGGCCUAGCUAGCAUGAGCUAGUGUUAGCCGAGGAGGCUAGUCGGAGAACUGGACUGAGGGGUUUAAGUCGCGGCCGAAGCAGCGAGUUCAAGCUGUUGAAACGUCAAAUAUCCAAAAUGAGUUCGCAGCUCCAAGUCUUCUCAACCCCCUCCGUCUCCUCCAGUGCCUUUUGUCGUGUCAAGAAGCUAAAGGUAGAGAGUAAUGUUUGGGAUGUAUCCACCACAGAAGCGUACAGCUCCAUAGCAGGCCAGUCGGCAUACGCUUUUACCCCAGCCAUGGCUGUGCCGUCCUUUGCACCAUCCCUUGUCUUCCCUUCUGCUGCCUCUGGCACCAGAGGUCAAGUGGUGGUGCGUGCAGCCGAUAGCACUGGGAGUCUUCCUCGUGGUUCCAGUCGACGCGUCACUGAGCAUGCCACAUCUUCCUCUUACAAUCAUGAGACGUCCUCUGAGACGAGGACCCAAAGGCAUGGGCUGAAGAGAAAGGUUGAGGAAGCCAGUGAAGGCAGUGGGAGUGGAUGUGGCAGUGUCCAGAUAUUAGAAGAGCUCUCCGCACCUGCAGCAACUUACUCCACUCGUACUGGCGGCGGUGGAGGAGGCGGCGGCGGCACAGGCCAGUCUAUACCUCACUCGGCUCCGACCACCAAGAGCAGCAGCUCCAAUGGAGAGGGGGAUUAUCAGCUUGUGCAACAUGAGAUCCUCUGCUCCAUGUCCUCCAGCUAUGAAGUCCUAGAGUUCUUAGGGAGGGGCACGUUUGGACAAGUGGCCAAGUGUUGGAAGAGGGGUACCAAUGAGAUUGUGGCAAUCAAGAUUCUGAAAAACCAUCCUUCAUAUGCCCGUCAAGGCCAAAUUGAGGUGGGCAUUUUGAACCGACUAAGUGCAGAAAAUGCAGACGAGUAUAAUUUUGUACGCUCCUAUGAAUGCUUCCAACACAAAGGCCAUACCUGCUUGGUGUUUGAGAUGCUAGAGCAGAAUCUGUAUGAUUUUCUGAAGCAUAGCAAGUUCAGUCCGCUUCCUCUUCGACACAUCAGACCCAUCCUGCAGCAGGUGGCUACAGCCUUGAUGAAACUUAAGAGCCUGGGAUUGAUUCAUGCAGACCUAAAACCAGAAAAUAUCAUGUUAGUUGACCCAAUCAGACAACCCUACCGGGUGAAGGUUAUUGAUUUUGGCUCAGCAAGCCAUGUGUCCAAAGCAGUUUGUUCAACUUACUUACAGUCUCGCUACUACAGGGCUCCAGAAAUCAUUUUGGGUCUGCCGUUCUGCGAGGCCAUUGACAUGUGGUCUUUGGGCUGUGUGAUUGCUGAGCUGUUUUUGGGCUGGCCUCUCUACCCUGGAGCUUCUGAGUAUGAUCAGAUUCGUUACAUUUCUCAGACUCAGGGUUUGCCAGCUGAGUACCUUCUGAGCGCCGGCACCAAGACCAGCCGCUUCUUUAACCGAGGUCCUGACUCCAGCUACCCUCUGUGGAGACUUAAGACCCCAGCAGAGCAUGAAAUGGAGAUGGGCAUUAAAUCAAAGGAGGCCAGGAAGUAUAUCUUCAACUGUCUGGAUGACAUGAUGCAGGUCAAUCUGUCUUCUCACUUGGAGGGGACAGACAUGCUGGCUGAGAAAGCUGACAGACGAGAGUUUAUAGACCUCUUAAAGAGAAUGCUUCGUUUGGAUGCGGACAAAAGGAUCACGCCUACAAAAACUCUGGGUCACCCCUUUGUCACCAUGAGCCACCUCAUGGAUUAUCCCCACAGUUCACACGUGAAGUCAUGUUUCCAGAACAUGGAAAUUUGCAAACGUCGAAGCUCGUAUGACAGCAGCAAAUCUCUGUACUCCACUAGUGCGGUCCCCAGCGCUGCAGCAGGAAACCUCACAGUUACCUUCAGUAGCCAACUUAACCAGCAUAACCAGGUGCCUUCUGCAGGGGGUGCGGUGCCUUUGCUGAACUACCAGCCAGCUCUUUACCAGCAGGCGACCAUCAACAUUCCUGGGCUGGCUCAACAGGGCGUCCCGAUUCCGACGCGUCCCGCUGGGCUGUGUGGCCAGACAGAACCUUUUCAGCAGACCCUCAUCGUGUGCCCACCCUCUACUAUUCAAGGGCUGCAAUCAUCCAAUAAGAGUUCAAGUUUUCCAGUGAGGGUGGAGAACUCUGUUCCCAUUGUACCUCAGAACCAGUCUGCUCAGUCGCUGCAGAUCCAGCCAAGUAUGCUCACGCAGGGUUCCUGCACACCACUGAUGGUGGCCACCUUGCACCCACCCCCAACAGGCAUUGCCCCCCAGUACUCCCUGCCCCUCGGGCUGGGCACUGGUGUGGGUCGGCCCACCCUCCUGGAGCACACAGCCACUGUGCUGGCCUGGCCAACUGGUACCCAGCAAAUCCUCAUCCCGUCAUCGUGGCAGCAGGUCCCAGGUGUGGCCAUCCACAGCUCUGCCCAUCAGUCAAAUGUCACGGAGUCCCCACUGGAGACCGUCCACUCAGAAGCAGCUGUGCAGCAAGGACACAGCUGGCGGAAUGUGAGUCAAGCCAGGACACAGCAAGAGAGAAAGAAAGUAAAAACCAGAUGUGCAGAAAACAGAAACAGGGGUGCAUCUUUACUCGGCAGCAGUGUUGUGACGGCGUCCACCUCCGCUGUCAUAUUGUCUCAGCCAAUCAUCAUCUCCGACACGCCCAGCCCAGCCAUCAGCAUCAUCACUAUUCACAGCGACACUGACACAGAGGACGAACGCAAGUUCCACCCAGCCAGCGUUGGCCUGAGCCGCUCCGAGCGCACGGUCAUCAGCUGUGUAACCGUGCACGACUCGGACUCCUCUACAGCCAGCCCCCUGACCCCGCUUCCCCGCACCCUGAACACGGCGAGCUCCGUCUCUUCACGGCAGGCCAAGUCUCUGGCAGCGGUGGCACCUUCGGUUAAGAAGCAGCCAUCAGAGAGGGGGGCGGUGUCACACAGUCGCCUGGAGACUGUGAACUGCAUAAAACCUAAGCGAUCGUCCAUCCGGCAGCCCUGCAGUUCAGGGGAGAGCAUGGAUCGAAAUAGGCUGGUGCCGAGCCAGUCCCACCCCUUGAACCUGAGCCAGGUGCAGUCGGUGGUUUCUUCAUCUCAGGAGCGUUCCGGGGUGCCCCACAGCAACUUGUCCCUCCACCGUCAGGAGACUUUCCCUCCGACUGUCUCUGCCUCCCACUACAGCUUCCCUGACGUGUCCGCCUUAGCGUCAGGCUCAGCUGCCGCCACCAGCCUGUACACCUACCCCGCCUCCACAGCCCUCUCCUCGGCCUCUCAAGCCAUGGAGCAGCUGCUGGCUCGUGGUCACGGCAGCCACGGACACUCCCCCUCCACCUAUGCAGCAACGUACACCUCAUCCUCCUCCAGGAGAGACUCGGCCAGUCGCAAGGAGUCUGUCAGCAGCCUGCUGCACGGCCUCCCUGCAUCAUACCAGCAUCAGUUCGCCGCUGGUUCUCCGUACGUCAGUGUGACGCCCCGCGGUGAGGCAUACACUGCUUACCAGCUCAGCCCUAGGCGCCUCACACAGUACCCCUACCUAUAGGGGGUCCCAUCAACUUUACUUCCCUGAACAUACCAUCACAAAGGGACAACUUUAGAAUUACUCAUGGUCACCUACUAGUUUGCUGCUUCAAACUACAAGGAAGCAUUUCAGCCCUAGCUAAUAUAUACGCUCUUUUAGAAAAAAGACUUUUGGUAUUAUUGCAUCCUAAUCUUUUUUCCAUUAAACAACAUAUUUUAUCCCCAACCUGUUUUUAUUAAAUUAAGGCAUUGUGUUAACCAUAUGUUAAACGUGUGUUUAUCGAAGUUUUGUGCAGAGAGAGACGAUCCUCCUUUCACAAUCCCCGCUCCUUAAUUUUCCCACAAGCCUUACAUUAAAGUCUCCACACACUAAUCUGUUGCGGCCCCGUGUCAUUAGUGAACAUCAAGACUUGCAUCAAGGCUUAGUACCUCUGUUUGUUGACUCAUGUCUUUCACUGUUUAAAUGAUGUCGGUGUGAAAAGUCGAGGAUUAUGUAUUGAGACGAGAUGAGGUGAAAACUGUGAUGGAUAAUGUUUAGACUAGGUACACAUUGUGUUUGUAUGUUUCUGUAGUGACUGUGUUUUAGGCACGAUUCAUCUUGUUCGUGUGCAAAUGGAUUUAAAGCUUCGUAACCGAGUGCUAAAUGUACUGAUGGAAGUUCAUAGUGUGAUCACCUUCUCCAGGAAUGAUGGGAAACUUUUUAUUUGUUCAAAAAACGCUUCAGCUCUUUUUCUUCUGGCCUCCUUAAGAUGUAUUUUCAUCUGCAUCUAACCAUGUUUUCUGUCUAAACCUGUGAAUCCAACUGUAGGACCUACUAAAGCUAAAGUGAGUUAAAGCCGGUUGUUUUCACUUGUAAAAUGUUAAGAAGCUGUAACAAACUGUGCUGCACAAAAACUAAUUUAUACAAACAUUUGCAAAUUGUCUGGUUCUUGAUGAUUUAUUUCACGUUAUUCAGACUUUUAUUCAAACACGCAUUCCUCUGUCCUGCCAAGAGUAUUUAUCUGCAGGUUCCUUUCAGGAGGUAGGACUGAGACUUGAGUGACAUACCCCCCAACACCCAGCAUGUCUCUUUUAAGAUGCAAGACGUCUGAAUAUUGUGUGAGUGUGAAAGUGAGUGUGUUUAUCUACCUUGUGUUAUUGCAUCAGUUUUGUGUUGUAAUGUCCAAAAAUUUACCUGUAUUUUAUCAAAACAGUAUAGUCAGAGAGGCAGUUUGUUAAACUUAUUUCAGGCAAAAGGGUUUCAGUAAUCUUGUCACAGUUUCCAAUAAAAUGAUAAUCUCA